Molecule: messenger RNA, 901 nt
Organism: Loxodonta africana (African savanna elephant)
Lineage: Eukaryota; Metazoa; Chordata; Mammalia; Proboscidea; Elephantidae
Gene: MRPL12
Product: mitochondrial ribosomal protein L12
Exons: 5
Coding region: 39-638 (199 amino acids)
Biological process (GO): translation
Cellular component (GO): mitochondrial large ribosomal subunit; ribosome
Molecular function (GO): structural constituent of ribosome; mRNA binding
Source: RefSeq, a predicted model, not a curated record
UUCCUGGCACCGCGUGUGACCUUCCCGCGCGAGCACCGAUGCUGCCGGCGGCCGCUCGCCCCCUGUGGGGGCCGUGUUUCGGGCUCCGGGCCGCCGCGCUCCGCCUCGCUAGGCAACAGGUACCCGCUGUCUGUGCUGCACGGCAGUUAAGGAGCAGUAGCCAUCGCAGGGGCGAGGCCCUUGCCGGCGCACCCCUGGAUGACGCCCCCAAGGAGUACCCCCCCAAGAUCCAGCAGCUGGUCCAGGACAUCGCCAGCCUUACGCUCCUGGAGAUCUCCGACCUCAACGAGCUCCUGAAGAAAACGCUGAAGAUCCAGGAUGUUGCACUUAUGCCAACAGGUGCAAUGCCAGGGGCCACCCCUGCUGCCGCCGCUGCAGCCCCUGAGGUGGCAGAAGAAGACAUCCCCAGGCAGAGAGAACGAACACAUUUCACUGUCCGCCUGACAGAGGCGAAGCCUGUGGACAAGGUGAAGCUGAUCAAGGAGAUCAAGAACUAUAUCCAGGGGAUCAACCUGGUCCAGGCAAAGAAGCUGGUGGAGUCCUUGCCCCAGGAGAUCAAAGCCAAUGUCGCCAAAGCUGAGGCUGAGAAGAUCAAGGCGGCACUGGAGGCAGUGGGCGGCACCGUGGUGCUGGAAUAGGCCUGGCUCCAAGGACUAUGGAGGGGCUCUGAGGCCCCGUUAGGCCCGCCCAGCACCUGGCAAGGCCAGGGUCCUGGGCUGCAGCACGAACUGGCACUGGAUGCCAGCCAGCCUCCAUUUGGGAGGGAGGAGUGGACCUGUGGGGGCGGGGUGGCUGCUGCCCCUGAGAGCACUGGGGGGACGGACUCAAGGAACCCCGAGUCAGCAGGUGGGCUCCUGUGUGGCUGGCGGGAAAUACACCUUUGAGACUCAGCGCGUGCAAA